This is a messenger RNA of Acaulospora morrowiae, 309 nucleotides long. NCBI's taxonomy places the organism in Eukaryota, Fungi, Glomeromycota, Glomeromycetes, Diversisporales, Acaulosporaceae. The record is from the annotation of a GenBank genome assembly.
AUGAGUUCAUCUAUUGGCCGAGAACCAAAUUCUUCCGUGGUGUUUCACGCUUUACCGAAACACGACAAAGAUCUUCCAGCUGAAAUUACUGAUGAUGACAGGCCCCAUUGGCAAGAUCGUGAGCAUCUUGUUUAUCCGCCAAAUGUAAAAGAUCGUAAAGGCAUUGUCGGACAUCUAGAAAAAGAUUUGGAAAAAGAGAUGCAGAAUAGACACAAGGGUGACGGCGACGAUCAUAAAAAAGAUGAAAGUGUUAAAUCCAAUGAGAAACCGAAAUGCAAUAAUAAUAACGAGCAGGGAAACCAAUCUUGA